Messenger RNA from Cajanus cajan (pigeon pea), 595 nucleotides. The record is from RefSeq and is a predicted model, not a curated record. NCBI's taxonomy places the organism in Eukaryota, Viridiplantae, Streptophyta, Magnoliopsida, Fabales, Fabaceae.
CUGGCACUCUUUUUUACAUUUUUUGAAAAUCAAGGGAAACCUAGAGAAGUAGACCAACCAGAUCCUGCUCUAAUUUCAGCUGCUGCUUAUUGAGGGUGCACCGUAUUUAAUUGAAUCGAGUUGAAAUUUGUGAGACGCAUGAAACUCUAGAAAUGAGUGGCGCAGGCGGUGCAUUUGGUGGCAAUAGGGGGCUCCGUCCAGUGCCUCCCGAAAAGGGGAUAUUCCCAUUGGACCACAUGCACUUGUGUGACUUAGAGAAAAGAGAAUAUAUCAACUGUCUGAAGACCGCUUCACACCAGUCUGAGAAAUGCAGGCAAUUCUCCAAAAAAUACCUCCAGUGUCGCAUGGACAAGAACUUGAUGGCAAAGCAAGACUUGGCUGAACUUGGUUUCAAGGAAAAUAAAGUAGAAACUCCUUGAGGAAAAAUUUCCGAGAGAAUUGAUAAUCAAGACCAAUGAACCCGAAGAAUUAAGAAUGAAAGUACUUUUGAGGUUAAGUUUUAAUAGUGCCAUUAUUUUCCUUUGUCUUCAAAUUUCAAUUAUUUGAUAAGUAAUGUAUAACCAUGCACUGAGUAUGCAAUGGUGCCAUUCGAAUA